Molecule: messenger RNA, 4339 nt
Organism: Delphinapterus leucas (beluga whale)
Lineage: Eukaryota; Metazoa; Chordata; Mammalia; Artiodactyla; Monodontidae
Gene: EYA1
Product: EYA transcriptional coactivator and phosphatase 1
Biological process (GO): multicellular organism development; cell differentiation; positive regulation of DNA repair
Cellular component (GO): nucleus
Molecular function (GO): protein tyrosine phosphatase activity
Source: RefSeq, a predicted model, not a curated record
AAACCAAUAAGGAUAGGACAAGAGAAUAGCUGUGGUUUGCGUUGCAAAAACAAAAAAAGCCCCGAGGCUCCACGGGCAGACCUACAAGGCUGCGCCAACAAAUCGAGGGAUGAGAUGGUGCUGUUUCUUUGUCUGGGCUUCUCAGAUGCUAUCAACUGCUGCUGUUUAGAGGGAAAGAGCGCGGGGCUCAAAGCGGUGACUAAACAGAACGGUGGGAGCUGAUGGCUGCGAGUUUGGGGCGAGGUAGAAACUCUCCAGUGCCACUUCCGACUCUGAGCCUUCCUGUUGCCGUCCAGUGUGGCGGUUUUCUCGCCGGGGCCAGCGUGUGCGCUCAGUCGCUCGGCAGCCCGAGCCUGCAGCGGCGCCCAGGCGGCGGUCCUCGCGGCCCCGCUUCCCCCCGCGGACGCGCUCCGCUUCCCGAAGCGCCGGGCUCCGCCGAGAGCCCCUAAGAGCCCUCCCGCGUCCUUAUCCAGGAGCAAAACUAUGUCAGGAAUGGAGGUUUGCUAAACCAGAAAAUUCGAAGGAGCCCAGGAAACUGGUGGAUGCAGCAGAUGUAAGCGCUGUGCAAACAUCUCAAACCAGUUCAGAUGUUGCUGUUUCCUCAAGUUGCAGGUCUAUGGAAAUGCAGGAUCUAACCAGCCCGCAUAGCCGUCUGAGUGGUAGUAGUGAAUCCCCCAAACUCGAUAACUCUCAUAUAAAUAGUAAUUCCAUGACUCCCAAUGGCACCGAAGUUAAAACAGAGCCAAUGAGCAGCAGUGAAAUAGUUUCAACAACAGCAGACGGGUCUUUAGACAAUUUCUCAGGUUCAGCCAUUGGGAGCAGUAGCUUCAGCCCAAGACCGUCUCACCAAUUCUCCCCACCACAGAUUUAUCCUUCCAACAGACCAUACCCACAUAUUCUCCCUACCCCUUCCUCACAAACUAUGGCUGCAUAUGGGCAAACACAGUUUACCACAGGAAUGCAACAAGCUACAGCCUAUGCCACGUACCCACAGCCGGGACAGCCCUAUGGAAUUUCCUCCUAUGGUGCAUUGUGGGCAGGCAUCAAGACUGAAGGUGGAUUGUCACAGUCUCAGUCACCUGGACAGACAGGAUUUCUCAGCUAUGGUACAAGCUUUGGGACCCCUCAACCUGGACAGGCACCAUACAGCUACCAGAUGCAAGGUAGCAGUUUUACAACAUCAUCAGGAUUAUAUACAGGAAAUAAUUCACUCACGAAUUCCUCUGGAUUUAACAGUUCACAGCAGGACUAUCCAUCGUAUCCCGGCUUUGGCCAGGGUCAGUACGCACAGUAUUACAACAGCUCGCCGUACCCGGCACAUUACAUGACAAGUAGCAACAGCAGCCCAACGACGCCGUCCACGAAUGCCACUUACCAGCUUCAGGAACCGCCAUCUGGCAUCACCAGCCAAGCAGUGACAGAUCCCACAGCAGAGUACAGUACAAUCCACAGCCCGUCAACACCCAUUAAAGAUUCAGAUUCUGAUCGAUUGCGUCGAGGUUCAGAUGGGAAGUCACGUGGACGGGGCCGAAGAAACAAUAAUCCUUCUCCUCCGCCAGAUUCUGAUCUUGAGAGGGUGUUCAUCUGGGACUUGGACGAGACAAUCAUCGUUUUCCACUCCUUGCUCACUGGGUCCUACGCCAACAGAUACGGGAGGGAUCCACCUACUUCAGUUUCCCUUGGACUACGAAUGGAAGAAAUGAUUUUCAACUUGGCAGACACACAUCUAUUUUUUAACGACUUAGAGGAAUGUGACCAAGUUCAUAUAGAUGAUGUCUCUUCAGAUGACAAUGGACAAGACCUAAGCACAUAUAACUUUGGAACAGAUGGCUUUCCUGCUGCGGCAACCAGCGCUAAUUUAUGCUUGGCAACUGGUGUGCGUGGCGGUGUAGACUGGAUGAGAAAGUUGGCCUUCCGUUACAGACGAGUAAAAGAGAUCUACAAUACCUACAAAAAUAAUGUUGGAGGUCUGCUUGGUCCAGCUAAGAGGGAAGCCUGGUUGCAGCUGAGGGCCGAGAUUGAAGCCCUGACAGACUCCUGGUUGACACUGGCCCUGAAAGCUCUCACACUCAUUCACUCCCGGACGAACUGUGUUAAUAUUUUAGUAACAACUACUCAGCUUAUCCCAGCAUUGGCAAAAGUCCUGCUGUAUGGAUUAGGAAUUGUAUUUCCCAUAGAAAAUAUUUACAGUGCAACUAAAAUUGGAAAGGAAAGCUGUUUUGAGAGGAUAAUUCAGAGGUUUGGAAGAAAAGUGGUAUAUGUUGUCAUAGGAGACGGUGUGGAAGAGGAACAAGGGGCGAAAAAGCACGCCAUGCCCUUCUGGAGGGUCUCCAGUCACUCGGACCUCAUGGCCCUACAUCAUGCCUUGGAACUGGAGUACCUGUAACAGCCCCCUAGCACUUUGAAACCACACAACCGCCCUGUGACCAGGGACACAUCCAGCAGGCUGAGUCCCGAGUCGGCGCCGGACUCCAAACUAGAGAUUUCAACAUUUUGAUGCCCAGCUGCUGUGGGUCCUCGCCUCUGCCCUUGUGGUAAAUGAAGGACCACAUCCCUUUCUUCAGAACAGCUGUUGACUCUAGUACUGUGAAUCCAAUGCAAAUAAGCCAUGAGAAUGUUCUAGCACAGUGUAACGUGUCUUGGCCACAUUAACUACAUGGUUCGAACCUGUGAAGAAAGGACCGCAGACGCUUUACGUUUUUAGCAUCUUCAGUGUGACCUAAACAGCUUCUCCAAUACAGCAAACUUGAUUGCACAACAAAGACUGAAAUGGGUUUCCUGAUUACCAGUGGGGGGAUUUUCUUGUAAAGUUUUACUUUUUUGGUGUCUCAUACCCAGGGUCAUCUGUACAUCUCUACUUAUUUAUGAACAGACUUCUUAAAAAAAAAAAAAAAACCAGCUUUAUCGAGGUAUAAUUCAGGAACCAUACAAUUCAUGUGAACAGACUUUUUUGACAUCAAAUAACUGAAGAGACAGUAGCAUGAUGAGAGAAGCGACUGAAGGCUUUGGCCUCAUGACACAGCAAGUACUUUGAAUUUUAGCACAUUGCAAAGUAGUUUAAAAUAUGUCUAAUUUAAACGUAUAAUAUGUACAUCACUGAGACAAUCAUGUACAGAAAGAAUUUUGGGUGUAAAUUUGUAAUAAUGGAUGAUUCUUUUACAUAUUGUUUAGGAAAAUGAUAUUGAAAGGUAGCAAUGCCUUGAUAGUGAAGUAUGAGGCAGGAUAUGCACAGACGUGCAGUGCCUUCUCGAAGUACUGGGUAUAAAUAUGUAGAUAAUGGAUUUUUUUUUUUUAAGAUCAUGUUGUCAAGACCAAAAGCAUGGAUGUCAAGUGUCAAUAAGAUUUUGUUUUCCAAUUUUUUUUCCCAUCAGUUCUUUUUUUAUGCUGUUUGUUAGGAGGGCCUUGGUAAAAGAACACAGCAGUGUCUGUCUUAAAUAAUUUUGGGGAAAAAAAGCCCUCUUAAAACCUCACUUUUUCAUUUUCAACACUAAUGUAGUAUAUGUAACUACUUGGAAAAAGAUUAUUCAAACGCUCCGUCCCACAGAAAGAAUGUAGAUGAUGGAUAUAUUUUAUUAAUGAAAUGGUUCAUGAAUUGGACACUAGCAAAGUUUUCCUGUGCUCAGAUGAUACUUAGUCGUUUAAGGAAGGACAUUACCACAUAUCUGGAAAUCAGCAAAACUUCGUAUUACUUCCUACAUUCAUGUUCCUUCCGUUUUCCUCCACACUCACCUCCCACCCCAGCCUCCCAGGAAAGUUCAUUGCCAGCAGGGGACACAGCCCGGUCAUCAUCACCAAGAAAAUUAUGCUACUCUUCACCCCCAUUCUGUAUUAUAUGACAAGCAUAAACCUGGGAAAUAAAAUUUGUCACCUUUGUAAUACCCUAAUAAAGUUUCUCCAAAAGUGAUCCAUCGGUUUAUCUAGACACUAGUUUCUCUCAUCUAAAGCCUUCCAUUGUCAUGAAAUUACUUUUUGGAUGAAUUUUCUUUAAUAGUAUAUUGGGGGGAAAAAUAACACCAGCUUUGACCCAAAGUAGCUAAAGAGCUGCUCUAUCCUUUUCUGAAGUUUCAUGUUGCUGCUAGAAUUAGUCAGUUGUGAAUUUCUCAAAACCGUUUAAUCAUUGAAUUCAGUUUGUUUUUCCUCUUUUGCUUGAAGCAAACAGAAGUCGACAAUUUUUCAGCCUUUCCAUUUUACAUUUUUGUACUCUGCAGACUGAGAAGACAAAGUUUAUCUUACCCUUACUGUAUAAAGGUGUGUUGUGUUGUGUCCACAACUGUGUACAGAAUUUUUCUUCAUUCAAUUUGUGUUUAAAUUAAUAAAACUGAUUUGUGAAGUACUGUAA